Mauremys reevesii (Reeves's turtle) is the source of this 4681-nucleotide messenger RNA. It is a transcript of the gene IARS1, whose product is annotated as isoleucyl-tRNA synthetase 1. The transcript is spliced from 36 exons. NCBI's taxonomy places the organism in Eukaryota, Metazoa, Chordata, Testudines, Geoemydidae. The record is from RefSeq and is a predicted model, not a curated record. Gene Ontology annotation, biological process: isoleucyl-tRNA aminoacylation. The coding region runs from base 316 to 4251 and encodes 1311 amino acids. Gene Ontology annotation, molecular function: aminoacyl-tRNA deacylase activity; isoleucine-tRNA ligase activity; tRNA binding.
CGGUGAUUGGCUACAGCAGCGAGGCGUGUCCCUUUGCUUCCUGUCAUGCUGUCUUUUGGUUGCAUCAUUUCUAGCCGGCCGGUUGGCGGGGCAGUGGAGGGCGAGGUGACUGGUAAGAAGGCUGCUAUUUGUCUGCUAGCUCUAGCACCAUCAGUACAGAUUGAAGAACGCCAUUCCCACUGAAUGUUGUCUCCUUUUAAAAAAACUGAGAAAACUGACCUGUAAUGAGGAGUUACUAUAUCACUGAUCUUGCCCAUUAAAUGGUUUUUCUACACAGCUCUGAAACAUUAGACUUCCAUCAAUUCAGGAGAAAGAAUGGUUCAGCAAGUUGCAGAAAACAUAAAUUUUCCUCAGGAGGAAGAGAAGAUACUGAACCUCUGGAACACGCUUGAUUGUUUUCAGGAAUGCCUGAGACAGUCAAAAAACAGACCAAGAUUUACUUUCUAUGAUGGCCCUCCAUUUGCAACUGGGCUUCCACACUAUGGCCACAUUCUUGCAGGAACCAUUAAAGAUAUAGUAACCAGAUUUGCUCACCAGAGUGGCUUUUAUGUUGACAGAAGAUUUGGAUGGGAUUGUCAUGGUUUACCUGUGGAGUAUGAAAUUGACAAAACACUAGGAAUCAAAGGGCCAGAGGAUGUGGCCAAAAUGGGUAUUGCAGAAUAUAACAAUCAGUGCAGGGGGAUUGUGAUGAGAUACUCUACAGAAUGGAGGAUUAGCAUUACCAGACUGGGACGCUGGAUCGACUUUGACAAUGACUAUAAAACUCUAUAUCCUGAGUUCAUGGAGACCGUCUGGUGGGUUUUCAAACAGCUGUACGACAAAGGAUUGGUUUACAGAGGCGUUAAGGUUAUGCCUUUCUCCACAGCAUGUAACACUCCCCUUUCGAAUUUUGAGGCUCAUCAGAACUACAAGGAUGUUCAAGAUCCUUCGGUGAUUGUGAGCUUCCCAUUGGAUGAAGAUGAAAACAUCUCUCUUGUUGCUUGGACAACUACCCCCUGGACCCUGCCUAGUAAUUUGGCCCUCUGUGUUAACCCAGAAUUGCAAUAUGUGAAACUAAAAGAUAGUGCCACAGGGAAGAUUUAUAUUUUGAUGGAAGCCAGGCUGGUAGCACUGUACAAAUCUGAAAGUGAAUAUGUGAUACUUGACAGGUUUCCUGGCAUUACUCUUAAAGGCAAGAAAUAUAAACCACUAUUUGAAUAUUUUAUUAAGUGUAAAAACAAUGGUGCUUUUACUGUGGUCACAGACAACUAUGUGAAGGAGGAAGAAGGUACAGGGGUUGUACAUCAGGCUCCUUACUUUGGAGCUGAUGACUACAGAGUCUGCAUGGAUUUUAAUAUUAUUCAGAAAGAUUCAGUUCCAGUUUGUCCUGUUGAUGCUUCAGGCUACUUCACAGCAGAAGUGACGGACUUUGCUGGACAAUAUGUGAAGGAUGCAGAUAAGAACAUCAUCAAAUCUCUAAAAGAACAAGGUAGACUGGUUCACACCAGUACUUUCAAGCACAAUUACCCUUUCUGCUGGAGGUCAGAUACCCCUCUAAUUUACAAAGCUGUACCAAGCUGGUUUGUAAGAGUAGAGCACAUGGUGGAGAAGCUGUUGGAGAAUAAUGGUCAAUGCUACUGGGUUCCUGACUUUGUGAGAGAGAAACGUUUUGGAAACUGGCUGAAAGAUGCACAUGACUGGGCUAUUUCCAGGAACCGAUACUGGGGAACACCUAUCCCUUUGUGGGUCAGCAGUGAUUUUGAAGAGGUGGUUUGCAUUGGGUCAGUGGCAGAACUGGAAGAGCUGUCAGGAGUUAAAGUCACUGAUCUCCACAGAGAAAGCAUUGAUCAUCUAACCAUCCCUUCACGCUGUGGAAAAGGAAUGUUGCACCGUGUUUCUGAAGUCUUCGAUUGUUGGUUUGAGAGUGGGAGCAUGCCUUACGCACAAGUCCAUUAUCCAUUUGAGAACAGAAAAGAAUUUGAAGAUGCUUUUCCUGCUGACUUCAUUGCUGAAGGCAUUGACCAAACCAGAGGAUGGUUUUAUACUCUCCUGGUGCUAUCCACAGCUCUUUUUGGGAAGCCUCCUUUCAAGAAUGUAAUUGUAAAUGGGCUGGUUCUUGCUAGUGAUGGCCAAAAAAUGAGCAAACGCAAGAAGAACUAUCCUGAUCCAGUGACCAUUGUAAAUGGUUAUGGAGCUGAUGCACUAAGGCUGUACCUCAUCAAUUCUCCUGUGGUAAGAGCAGAAAACUUGCGGUUUAAGGAGGAAGGAGUAAGAGAUGUGCUGAAGGAUGUCUUCCUGCCCUGGUACAAUGCAUAUCGCUUUCUCAUUCAAAAUAUUGUGAUCCUGCAACAUAAGGAAGAUGGAAAGGAAUUCCUGUACAAUGAGAAUACGAUGAAAGAGAGCAACAACAUCAUGGAUAAGUGGAUUCUUUCCUUCACGCAGUCACUCAUUCAGUUCUUCAAGGCUGAAAUGGCAGCCUACAGACUAUACACUGUAGUCCCUCGACUAGUUAAGUUUGUUGAUGUACUGACCAACUGGUACGUUAGAAUGAAUCGCAGAAGAUUAAAGGGUGAAAAUGGGAAUGAGGACUGCAUUAUGGCCUUGGAAACCUUGUUCAGUGUUCUGUAUGCAAUGUGCAGACUCAUGGCACCUUAUACUCCCUUUAUCACUGAAAUGAUGUACCAGAAUCUGAAGACCCUUAUUGAUCCGGCCUCAGUUCAGGAGAAGAACAGUGAUAGCAUUCACUAUCUCAUGCUUCCUCAAGUGAGGGAGGAUCUGAUUGACAAAAAAAUUGAAAAUGCCGUUUCCUGGAUGCAAUCUGUUGUUGAGCUUGGCCGGGUAAUCCGAGACAGAAAAACCAUUCCAGUAAAGUAUCCACUGAAAGAAGUAGUGGUUAUCCAUCAGGACCCAGAGGCUCUGGAAAACAUCAGGUCUUUGGAGAAGUAUAUACUUGAGGAACUUAACGUACGUCAGGUGACAUUGUCUACUGAUAAAGAUAAGUACGGAAUCCGUCUAAGAGCGGAACCAGAUCAUAUGGUGCUCGGGAAGCGUCUGAAAGGUGCCUUUAAAGCUGUUAUGACAGCCAUCAAGGAGCUGAAGAGUGAGCAGCUGGAAGAAUUCCAAAAGACAGGUACCAUUGUUGUGGAAGGCCAUGAAUUACAUGAGGAGGAUCUCCGUCUCAUGUACACCUUCGAUCAGGUCAUGGGCGCAUCUGCCCAGUAUGAGGCACAUUCUGAUGCUCAGGUUUUAGUUCUCCUAGAUGUCACCCCAGAUCAAUCCAUGGUUGACGAAGGAGUUGCUCGUGAAGUGAUUAAUCGCAUCCAAAAACUUCGCAAAAAGCGCAAUCUAGUUCCUACAGAUGAGAUUACUGUAUAUUAUAGAUCACAUCCUGAAGGUGACUACCUGGAUUCUGUUGUUAAGGAGCAUACAGAUUUCAUUUUUGCAACAAUAAAAGCUGCCCUGAAGCCAUACCCUGUGCCUACUUCAAGAGAAGUGCUCAUUCAAGAGAAAACCCAACUGAAGGGGUCAGAACUAGAAAUCACACUGGUCAGAGGAGGCUUACAUCAUCGCGUUGAGCCAGCCUGUGCUUAUGUCAAUCUCAACACUUGUAUUAAUGGUACAGAGCAAGAUGGUGUGUUGCUGUUGGAAAAUCCAAAAGGAGAUAAUAAAUUAAACUAUACUAAACUUGUAGAUGCUGUGUCCUGCAUUUUUGGCCUUAAAAAUUCAAAGCUGUCAGUUUUCAAUGGAAAAUCAGAACUGUUGAGCAACACUGACUUACUGAGUCUCAGUGGAAAGACUCUUCAUGUGACAUCAGGGUCAGCCCCUGCUUUGAUCAAUACCCAUGAUACCCUCCUCUGCCAGUAUAUCAAUUUACAGCUAGUGAAUGCAAAACCACAAGAGUGUCUGAAAGGAGUGGUGGGAACUCUUCUAAUGGAAAACCCAGUUGGUCAGAAUGGACUAACAUAUCAAGGUCUUCUCUAUGAAACAGCAAAAGUGUUUGGACUCAGGAGCAGGAGGCUAAAAUUGUUCCUAGAUGAAGCACAAACACAGGUAUCUAUGGAGUUGGGAGUCAGGAUUUCUUGUUCUUCCACUGAAUGCCACAACCAGCACAGUUCAGAAUCUUUAAUGCUGCAGAAAGAUAAGAUGAAGAGAAAAGCAUUUGUGUACCAAAGUCUGAGAGUCAUGGUCGAUGAGGUAAUAUCUUUUACUGGCCCAACUUCUGUUGGUGAAAGAGACAAGUUUUUGAGCUACACAGUUCUAGCUCAUAAGUGAUGAGAGACUAAGAAGAAAUAGAAAAUAGGGACUUUGGUACCAUUUAAGGAAUCCUACAAUUUCAUCAUGUUGUACUGUUAACUUUUUCAUAGUGGACUCCUGAUCUCAUAUUAUUGCAAUGUAACAUCUUCUUCCGGUCAUCGUUGUCAUCAUCCACAUAACACUGAGGCCUUGAAACUGCUGAGGGCUUUGUCCCAGAACAUAUUUUGGGAUGUGUGUGUCCUUCAAUCUUAAACUGCAUGUUAGCUUUGUUGAAAUCAUACUAGUACCUUGAAAAUGUUGAUGAGUGGCAAGCUUAAUGUAUGCUGAUCUCUCCUUUUACUUUAUUGCAUUAUCAUGACAGGCUCUGAUUUCAGAUGAGGAUUUCCUGUACAAGCAUCAUUUUGGCUGAUAUAAAGAGAACUGGAUUAUUAUUUCAGAAUAUGGAAAU